GGGUGGAUGAAGAAGCUAAAAAUAGUGGAGUGUAAAACCCUCAUUUUCCGCAUUCUAUGCUUAUUUACCUAAUGCAUUUUUGACGUACUGCGUACAGUACCUCGAAACAAAUCCGAGGGCCCGCCCUGGCGUCCGUCUGCGCUUCCUUGUUUCCUUUUCAACCACAAAAUUUAUCCCCAACUUUUUCUCCUUACUCCAUACGAUCUUUCCACCGACCUAAGAAUUACACCACAAAGGAAAAGACCGUAUUUUAGCUCGCUCAUUAUCCUCAAGCCAAAAUGAGUGACGCUCAGGCGACCGAGGCUGAGAAGAACAUCGAGAUAUGGAAGGUGAAAAAGCUCAUCAAGCGCCUCGAGGCUGCUAGAGGAAAUGGCACAUCCAUGAUUUCCUUGAUCAUCCCUCCUAAAGAUCAAAUUUCGCGCGCAGCGAAGAUGUUGGCUGAAGAAUACGGUACUGCUUCGAACAUCAAAUCUCGAGUCAACCGACAGUCCGUGCUCUCGGCCAUCACAUCCACCCAACAGCGACUUAAGCUAUACAACAAAGUUCCCCCCAAUGGCCUUGUCGUGUACUGUGGUGAAAUCUUGACCUCGGAAGGAAAAGAGCGAAAGGUCAAUAUCGACUUCGAGCCCUUUAAGCCCAUCAACACCUCUCUGUACCUUUGCGACAACAAAUUCCAUACCGAAGCCCUAGCCGAACUGCUGGAGUCAGAUCAGAAGUUUGGCUUCAUUGUCAUGGACGGAAACGGUGCCCUUUUCGGUACACUCAGCGGAAACACCCGUGAUGUCGUUCACAAGUUCUCUGUCGACUUACCCAAGAAGCAUGGUCGUGGUGGUCAGUCUGCUCUUCGUUUUGCCCGUUUACGUGAGGAGAAACGUCACAACUACGUCCGUAAGGUCGCCGAAUUGGCCGUUCAGAACUUCAUCACCAACGACAAGGUCAACGUUGCUGGUAUCAUCCUUGCUGGUUCUGCCGAUUUCAAGAACGACCUUAACGCCUCUGACAUGUUUGACAACCGACUGCAGACCAAGGUCAUCAAGGUCGUCGAUGUUUCCUAUGGUGGUGAGAACGGUUUCAACCAGGCCAUCGAGUUAUCUUCCGAGACUCUAGGAAAUGUCAAGUUCAUCCAGGAGAAGAAGCUCAUUGGCAAGUACUUUGAAGAGAUCAGCCAGGAUACCGGCAAGGUCUGCUACGGUAUCGAGGAUACCCUCAAGGCCCUGGAGCUUGGCGCGGUAGAGACCUUGAUCGUCUUCGAGAAUCUCGAGAUUACUCGAUGGGUCCUCAAGGACAGCAAUAGCUCUGAGAUCAUUCUUCAUACUACCAAGCAAGAUGAGACCGGUGAUCGUGCUAAGUUCAUGGACAAGGAAACCGGACAAGAGAUGGAGGCAGUCUCUCAGGACUCUUUCCUCGAGUGGAUUGCGGAGCACUACAAAGAUUUCGGAACGAAUCUAGAAUUCGUAUCGGAUAGAUCGACUGAAGGCAACCAAUUCGUGAAGGGAUUUGGUGGAGUUGGCGGCAUUCUCCGCUACAAGGUGAACUUCGAGCAGCUAGCCGAAGUGGAUGACGACGACGACUACUAUGACGAUUGACAGUUUGAGGAGUCCCUCGUUAACGACGAGGGGAAUGCUCAAGCAGUAUCGUCUAAGCAGGAAUUUGUCGUGAAAGAAUCGGAGCGUCCGCUGCCGCAGCCUCCCGCGCCCACGCCGGCGUCGGUCUCCAGACCU
This is a messenger RNA of Annulohypoxylon maeteangense, 1721 nucleotides long. RefSeq names its product eukaryotic peptide chain release factor subunit 1-like protein. Gene Ontology annotation, biological process: cytoplasmic translational termination. Gene Ontology annotation, molecular function: sequence-specific mRNA binding; translation release factor activity, codon specific. The coding region runs from base 279 to 1586 and encodes 435 amino acids. The record is from RefSeq and is a predicted model, not a curated record. Lineage: Eukaryota; Fungi; Ascomycota; Sordariomycetes; Xylariales; Hypoxylaceae. The transcript has 5 exons. Gene Ontology annotation, cellular component: cytosol; translation release factor complex.